CAUAUUGAUCAACAUUUGCCGGGUCUAGACAGACAAAAUAUUGUAGAGGAACGUCUGUGUUUGUUGUUAACCGUGAUUCUUGAAAUUUCGUUUGGCUACAAGAAGAAAAUUUGUCCCCCAGUUUCCAAGUCUUUAAAGGAAUGAAUGAUUGGCGUCCUUUCAUUUAUGGAGGAAUUGCAUCCGUUGCUGCUGAAAGUGGUACUUUUCCAAUUGAUACAACAAAAACUCGUCUUCAAGUUCAAGGCCAGACAAUUGAUGUCCGCCUGAAGGAGAUCAAGUAUCGAGGCAUGACCCAUGCCCUAAAACGCAUUUAUUUUGAAGAGGGCAUCAGGGCAUUAUACUCGGGAUUAGUACCUGCAUUGUUCAGGCAAUCAGCCUAUGGAACUAUAAAGAUUGGUGUGUACUAUUCAUUAAAAGGCUUUAUUGUUCCAAAUCCAAAAGACGAGACAUUACCUAUCAAUGUAUUCUGUGGAGUGGUUGCAGGUGUUGUGGGAAGUGUCAUAUCAAACCCCACAGAUGUACUCAAGGUGCGUAUGCAAGCUCAAACGGCGAAUGGCAGCAGAGAAACUUUUACACAGGCAUUUACCAAAAUUUUCAAACAGGAAGGAAUUCCAGGCCUUUGGAGGGGAGUCAGUCCUACUGCCCAGCGGGCGGCCAUCGUAGCCGGGGUCAUUCUUCCUGCGUAUGACAUCAGUAAGUUACAGCUCCUUAACCUGAAUAUGGAGGACUGCAUGGCUACACACUUUAUGGCAAGUUUUAUUGCUGGUGUGAUAGGAGCUGUGUUUUCGACACCAAUUGAUGUUGUCAAGACAAGAAUGAUGAACCAGAGAAGGUACAGGCCUUCAGUAUUAAGAUCUGGUGUUGAGAUUUUCCCAAUUUACAAAUCUUCCAUGGACUGCCUAUUUCAGACUGUUAAAACAGAGGGGCCAUGUGCAUUAUACAAAGGCUUUUGUCCAACUUGGGUUCGACUUGGCCCAUGGAAUAUUAUUUUCUUUCUGAUGUAUGAACAACUGAAGAAGGUGUAUUGAUGGAUGACCAAACAACUUUGAUAGCAUGUCCGGCAUUGUCCACAUCCACUGAUGUCAAUCGCUAUACAACAUGGUCAACAUAUACAAUUAGUUGACAGUUGCUUAGUUGUUCUGAUCUGUUGACUUCUAUACCAUCUAGAGUAUAUCUCAACUCUAACAGAUGUCAGUAUUUGGAACCUAAAAAAGCAAUUCUGACCAGAUGGAAGGCAUCCCUCCAAAGCCAUUAGCCAAUUCCAACACUUGGAAGAACAACUUGAUAUCAGAUAUCAUUUGAUAAUGCUUUGAAAGGACAUUAUCUUUAAGCUCAAUUUCUGCACAAUAUUGAGAAUUACUAUUACCGUGGUAUUCAGUUUUGGGGUACAUUAUGAAAUUUGAAGUAUUAGUCAAUAUGGACUACAUUUUAAAAUGAGUUUAAACUUUUAUUCAAGGUUGAGCAUGCAACCUCCUAAAGACACAUAAUGUUAGAAUUUAUGUACAUACAAAGUUGUACUUGGUAAAUUGCUUAUGUUUGAAUGCUGAACAAUUGUCAUUAUACUUUGUUAUGCUUUCCUGGCAAGAUGUACAGUAUAUUCUUUCUACCACAGAGGUCUCAUUUUACAAGUUACAUGUAUUCCAGUCCAUAUAUUUUUAAUUGCUCAUUGUAAGUGAUAUACAGGGUACUUUUCAUUCAUACCCACUUUUUUUAAAAGUAUUUUUGUUGUAGUUUUCGAGACGAAUAGUACUCAACAAAAUUGUUAAAGCAAAAUUUGGCAAAAUAAUAAAAGGAGAUAAAAUAUGAA
This is a messenger RNA of Saccostrea echinata, 1807 nucleotides long. Its product is annotated as kidney mitochondrial carrier protein 1-like. The record is from RefSeq and is a predicted model, not a curated record. The coding region runs from base 141 to 1028 and encodes 295 amino acids. Lineage: Eukaryota; Metazoa; Mollusca; Bivalvia; Ostreida; Ostreidae. Gene Ontology annotation, biological process: transmembrane transport. The transcript is spliced from 11 exons.